Messenger RNA from Mycena indigotica, 1605 nucleotides. RefSeq names its product Microtubule binding protein. NCBI's taxonomy places the organism in Eukaryota, Fungi, Basidiomycota, Agaricomycetes, Agaricales, Mycenaceae. Gene Ontology annotation, cellular component: preribosome, large subunit precursor. The record is from RefSeq and is a predicted model, not a curated record. The coding region runs from base 10 to 1605 and encodes 531 amino acids. The transcript has 3 exons. Gene Ontology annotation, molecular function: protein binding.
UUGAGUUCCAUGACCUGGCCAACGCGGUCAGCUGCUUCUCUAACACGCCGCAUUUCUUCAUCCAGCGAUCUCACGCGGCCUCCUACUCGUUCCGCUGUUGUCGCCGUUGCCGAGACCGUCCGAGACAAAAGAGUUGCAUCCUCGGUAAGAGUGUCGAGGGAAGGAAUCAAGGAUUGCAGACGCGCGAGGGAGGCUACGAUAGGCUCUCUGGCAGAAAGCAGUUCAGACAGGGAGUUGGAGAGUUGUGCUUCUUCAGAUUGGUAUUCGGAUAUUGAAGACAGAAUUUCUUGCAAGCUUGUCGUUGAACGCGGAGACCGCAUCUCGGUCACGCGUCACGACGCGCUCUUUUUUUGCUCAGCCAUGGCAUCCCAGCCGGCUGUUUUCACUACUCAGACGCCCUAUCCUCUGCCGCCACAGUCUUUCAUGAUUCCGACAGCAUGGUCUCGAUACCAGCUAUCUCAACUGAUCAACAAAGCGCUUUCCCUUCCAAAGCCGAUCCCUUUCGACUUCCUGCUCCGGGGAGACAUCCUCAAAACAUCCCUUGCUGACUGGUGCUCUCAAAAUGCUGUGGGGGAAGAAGAGACCCUCGAAAUAGAAUAUAUCGAGUCUGUUUUACCGCCUCAAAAAAUGGCAGAUCUGCCUCACGACGACUGGGUAUCCGCCGUCUCCUGCAAACUUGAUCGAUACUUCCUGACUGCCUCCUAUGAUGGGCAACUACGUGCUUUUGAUUACUCCCAAAAGCAAAAAUGGAGCACAUCAAUCCACCGCGCUGCUAUAACAUCAUUUUGCAUUGUCCCGGCCCCUGAAAUGUGCCUAGUCGCAACCGCCUCUCAUGACCUAACCGCUCAGCUUACGCGGAUUUCGGUUGACGACUCCUCAGAAGCAAGCAAGCCGUUGGCUUCUUUACAUUUGCACACAGAGCCAGUUUCCGCCAUUGCCAGCAAUGCGUCGGGGUCACAGCUUCUGACUGCCUCGUGGGAUGGACUGGUUGGGCUGUGGACCACCGAAAUACCUGACCAAGAUGAGGUCUCCGAGCCCGUCCUGCCUGAGCGCAAGAAACGGAGAAAGGUCGAGGAAAAUCGACCGAAAAAGAAAGCACCGUUGACGGUGUUGAAAUCACACACAGGACGCGUUUCAGAUGUCGCGUUUGGCGAAGAGCUGAAUGCACACAGCUGUGGAUUCGACUCCAGUCUGCGGUUAUGGAACCUCGAGCUUGGUGUUUGUGCAACAACAAUCAACUGCUCCGAGCGUCCAUUUGUAGCACUUUCCGCCUCGUCUGCAACAGUUGUAGCGGCUUCUACGGAUCGGACCGUCUCUCAAUACGACUUUAGAGAAUCCAAUCCAACACCUUCGGCUAUAAUGACCCAUCCAGCAACGCCUUCAUGUCUCGUCCGUUCACCGAGUAGUCCCCAUCAGGUUCUCAGUGGCGCGUACGAUGGAGUAGCGAGAAUAUGGGAUCUGCGCAGUGUCAAAACAUCGACGCCAGUUGCCAGCUUUAAGGUCUGGGAGGACAGCAAAAAAAUCCUGAGUAUCGACUGGCGAGUGGGCGGAACGGUAGCAGUUGGGGGGGAGCGUGGUCUGGGCGUCUGGAAGGUGGUAUCGUGA